UAUGACCUAAAUACCCAUCGUUCUCAACGUUAGCCCUUAUUUCUGUAAUUCUUCGCAAUAGCAAACCCCCAAUUCUCUUUUGCCCUUCAAAUAUCUUCAGCCUCCUUCCUUCCCUUCCUUGCCCUUCCACUCUUUUUCGAUUUUCCCAUUUCUCUCCUUCCCUUCUUCUCUCUCUCUCUUCCUCAACCAACACUCCUCUUUUACCCGCCAUAUUCAAAUUUUUCCAGACCCAUUUGCUUAGAACCCAUUUUUCUCGAUCCUUACGUUUGUUUUGAUCAAUUUCGGCUGAAAUAUGAGAUGGGUUCUGAUGGGUUUUGUGUUUCCUGGUGUUUUGAUUGGAAAAGGUGGAAUCUUGGAGUUUUAGUUCUGUUGGGUUUUAGGGCUGUUCCACAAGUCUCGAUCGUGAUUUGACUUCUGGUGCUCUCUUAAUUUAUGGGAUUCGUACAGUUUAUUUUUAUUGAGACUUGUUCGUUUAAUUCGUUCUUGUGGCUACUAUUCAUGGAGUUUGAUCAGUGCGUUGGACUAAAUAGUGUUGGGAGCAGGUCAGACUGUAUUCCAUUAACGUUUUUGGCUUUGAUUUAUGCCCCCCCUUUUUUUUCCCCCGUUCUGGUUUGGAAUACUGAUGAUAGGUUUAGGUUAUUGUGCUUACUUCUCUCUCGUUCAAUAUUCCAAAUCACGAAUUAUGUUUUGAAGCAGGCCAUAGUGAAGUCACCUGAAGCAAAAAAGUAGGUUUGGUAUUUGUUAGUCGUUAGCUGAUUCUUUGUCCUCAAAGUUGGUAAUUCAUCAAGUGAGAAGAGAGUUUGAUUUUUCCUUGGUACAUUUGCAAAGUUUGGUGUCUACAUAUUUCUCAGAGUGGGUGGUAGAACAGUCUAUUGAUUGAAAUAGCUACUUUUGCAAAGACGAAUGGCGAACCAUGAGUUGAUCCUUGGCCAAAAUAAUGCCUUAGCUGUUGAUGGCGAGAACCAGGAAAUUGUGUUUGACCACACUCAUGGUAUGGGCAUAAGCCAGAACCACGAACUGGAACUAGCACAGAACCAUAACCACGAAUUGGAACUAGCCCAGAACCAUAACCACGAACUGGAACUAGUGCAGAACCAUAACCACGAACACGAGAUAGGCUUAGGGCAGAGCCAAGAUCAUGAAGGGAAUCACGAGCAUGAGUAUGAACACGAGAAUGGUUUACCUAUGGAGCAGAAGCCCGAGCAUGAAAACCAGGAGUUGCCUAACGAAAACAAUGAGUUAGAUAUUUCUGAACAAGAUGAGUUAGGGAUCGAGGAAAACCAAGAACUUGAUGAUAACCUGGAAUUAGCUGUGGUUGAGCGUCAUGAUAUGGGUAUUGAACCUACACAUGAAUAUGAACUCCAUGAUGGCCAGAUGGUUCUUGCUUCAUCAGCUCAUGUACUUCAGGCUCGAACUAUGUCAGCAACACCUGAUUAUGAGUUACAUGUGGGACAAGAAUUCCCUGAUGUCAAAAGCUGCCGAAGGGCCCUACGUGACACGGCCAUUGCUCUUCACUUCGAGAUUCAGACCAUAAAAUCUGAUAAAACUCGUUUUACUGCUAAAUGUGCCAGUGAUGACUGCCCUUGGCGCAUUCAUGCUGCGAAACUUCCUGGUGUACCCACGUUCACAAUCAGAACAAUUCAUGACAACCAUACAUGUGGAGGCAUCGCGCAUCUAGGCCAUCAGCAAGCCUCAGUUCAGUGGGUGGCCAACUCUGUGGAGCAACGGCUUCGGGAAAACCCAAAUUGCAAGCCAAAAGAGAUCCUUGAAGAAAUUCACCGGGUUCAUGGAAUCACCCUGUCGUACAAGCAAGCUUGGCGUGGAAAGGAACGAAUUAUGGCUGCUAUGCGCGGUUCCUUUGAAGAAGGUUAUCGCCUUCUUCCUCAGUACUGUGAACAAGUUAAAAGGACCAAUCCAGGGAGUAUAGCAUCAGUUUAUGCAAGCCCUGCCGAUAAUUGCUUUCAGCGGCUUUUUAUAUCAUUUCAGGCUUCUAUUUUUGGUUUUCUAAAUGCUUGUCGCCCUCUUCUUGGGCUUGAUCGGACGUUCUUGAAAAGUAAAUACCUCGGUACUUUACUUUUAGCUACUGGUUUUGAUGGUGAUGGCGGUCUUUUUCCUCUAGCAUUUGGUGUUGUUGAUGAGGAGAAUGAUGAUAACUGGAUGUGGUUUCUCUCUGAACUUCAUACCUUGCUAGAGGUCAAUACAGAGAACAUGCCAAGACUUACCAUCUUGUCUGACAGGCAGAAGGGCAUUAUAGAUGGCGUUGAAGCAAAUUUUCCCACUGCUUUCCAUGGUUUUUGCAUGCGUCAUUUGAGUGAAAGCUUCCGUAAGGAGUUCAACAAUACAAUGCUUGUUAACCUGUUGUGGGAAGCCGCACAUGCUCUGACAAUUAUCGAGUUCGAGGCAAAAAUUCUUGAGAUUGAGGAAAUAUCACAAGAUGCUGCAUAUUGGAUUCGGCGGAUUCCUGCACGAUUGUGGGCCACAGCUUAUUUUGAGGGAACAAGGUUUGGGCAUUUGACUGCUAACAUAGUGGAACAAUUGAAUAAUUGGAUUCUAGAGGCCUCUGGACUUCCAAUAAUUCAGAUGAUGGAAUGCAUCAGGAGGCAGCUUAUGACUUGGUUCAAUGAACGACGAGAAACCAGUAUGCAGUGGACAUCAAUCCUGGUACCUACAGCGGAGAUGCGAGUUGCAGAUGCUCUUGAGCGUGCCCGGACUUAUCAGGUUCUUCGUGCUAAUGAAGCUGAGUUUGAAGUGAUAUCUCAUGAGGGCACCAAUAUUGUUGAUAUUCGGAACCGUCGCUGCCUUUGUCAGGGCUGGCAACUCUAUGGUUUGCCCUGUGCACAUGCUGUGGCAGCACUACUUUCUUGCCGGCAAAAUGUCCACCGGUUUACUGAGAGUUGCUUUACUGUUGCGACGUACAGGAAGACAUAUUCCCAAACUAUACAUCCUAUUCCAGAUAAAUCAUUAUGGAGGGAGAUGACAGAGGGAGAUCCGGAUGCUGCCCAAGCUGUUGAGAUUAUUAUAAACCCACCUAAAUCACUUCGGCCUCCUGGCAGGCCAAGGAAGAAGCGUGUUAGAGCAGAAGACCGUGGUAGAGUGAAGCGAGUUGUUCAUUGCAGCCGCUGCAAUCAGACUGGCCACUUCAGGACUACGUGUGCAGCUCCAAUUUGAGUUGUCUCUGCAGACUAUUCAUUGGGUGCGUAUGAAGUCUGUGUGAUAUACCUUUUUCCUGUGCAGAAUCUUUCUUAUAUUCUGAUGAAGGAUAUUUCUAGUUAGUUUCUCAGUCCAUAGCGAUAACUUUUCAUCUACUAGUCUUAGUAAGCUUAUGCCUUUUUGGAUUUGUUUUAAUAAUACAUUGCAACAGAGGAUAGAUUUGGUGAUUAAAACCAUAUGAUAUGAUGAAAGUUGGUUUUCUUA
Molecule: messenger RNA, 3414 nt
Organism: Solanum dulcamara
Lineage: Eukaryota; Viridiplantae; Streptophyta; Magnoliopsida; Solanales; Solanaceae
Exons: 2
Coding region: 904-3168 (754 amino acids)
Molecular function (GO): zinc ion binding
Source: RefSeq, a predicted model, not a curated record